Molecule: messenger RNA, 735 nt
Organism: Formica exsecta
Lineage: Eukaryota; Metazoa; Arthropoda; Insecta; Hymenoptera; Formicidae
Product: histidine-rich glycoprotein-like
Exons: 1
Coding region: 1-735 (244 amino acids)
Source: RefSeq, a predicted model, not a curated record
AUGAGCAGAUUGGCGGCGAUUUGCCUGCUGGCAACGUGCAUCGCCUCUCAUUGUGUGACCACCGCACGUGAGAUCCCGAGAGCCCAUUACGACGACCUGCAGAUAGCCGCUUCUCACCAUCAUGAGAGCGGGCAUGGAGAAGAACAUCAUUCCGAUCAUCAUCACAAACACGGUGGAAAAGGCGAUAAAGGAUACAAGUCGGAACAUCAUCACGAAAAAGGAGAAAAGGGACACCACGACAAAGAGGACCAUUCUGGACAUUAUCACAAAGAUGAAGGCCAUAAGAAGCAUCAUCAUCACGAUGACGGCUACCACGGCGAACACCACAAGGGCGAGAAAGGUGAGAAGGGUCAUAAAUUCCAUGAGAAAGGACAUUAUGGCAAGGGCCACAGCACUAAGGGACAUCACGAAGUCCACAAACUCGACGAAUUUAAGAAAGAUAAGAAAUUCUUCGACGAACAUCAUGAUCAUGGUCAUCAUGAAGAACACGGUGGCCAUCAUCAUGAACACGGGCAUAAGAAGGGCGGUCACUUUAAGAAAGGACACCAUGAUCAUCAUCAUCACGAGGACCAUUAUGGCAAGAAAGGUCAUCAUGAAAAAGGACACCAUCAUCACGAUCAUAAAGGUCAUAAAGGCCAUGGCGAUCACGAGGAGCAUCAUCAUCAUCAUUCCCAUCAUGGCAAGAAGGGCGGCCAUGAAGAUCACAAGCAUUGGGGAUUUAAAAAGGGACAUUGA